CCGCCGGUUGUACUUCAUGAAACCUUUCAACCUGUGUCUACGCGGACGGCCCGACCUGGUGUCGUCUGUUUCGACCUCGGGCAAAACGCAUCUACGAUGGUGAAAAUCGUUGUAGAGGGAGCUGCCGGAUCUGAGAUCACUGUCAGAUACGGUGAGACAACCUACGAAGAUGGCACGAUCCUGAUGCCAGAUCCGUUGUUCAAAGAAUUUGAAACGGGUGUGUAUUCGACAAUCUACCUCCGUGGCGAUGGGAAGCCUGAGGAAUGGUCACCGGAUUUCAGCUUCACCUGCGCGCGGUACAUUCAAGUCGAAGGAGUUGCUUUGGAGCCUGGCCAGGGACGUCCAGUGAUACACUCCGCGGUAGGACAGCACGUAUCGUCGGCGUCACGAAGACUCGGAACCAUGGAAACGGACAAAGAGGAUGUGAACGCGCUUCUCAAAGCCCUGUAUUGGAGUUUUGCCAGCAACCUCUUCAGCUACCAUACCGACUGCCCGCAGAUCGAGAAGUUCGGCUGGCUGGAAGUCACACACCUGCUAGCACCCGCAACGCAGUACAUUCGCGACGUAGAGGCGUUAUACACCAAGAUUCUAGACGACAUCAUUGAGGCGCAGGAGUCGAGCGGCUUGGUCCCAACGAUGGCGCCGGAGAUCCGCUACAUGUGCGGCCCACUCCACGAUACCAUCACGUGGGGCUGCGCCAUCUGUUUCCUGCCCGACAUUCUGCUGCGCUACUAUGGUUCUACGCAUGUGAUAUCAAAGGUGUACCGUCCCGCAAUCCGCUACAUGGAGUACAUCCGCACGAAGGAACGUAAGGGUGGGCUAAUCGAGCACGGGCUCGGCGAUUGGGGGCGGGACAUCGCAUUCGGCAAUUUGCAGGCCAACAUCGAGACGGCAGUCUACUAUCGCUGUCUUCAAUGUCUGGAGAUGAUGGCGCGCGAGCUAUCACUCUGGGACGAGGCCGAGCAGUUCAAGCAGUGGGCGACGCGUAUCUACGACGUCUACAACCGCCACCUACUCGUUACAGAUGAUCCCGGGAGGCCUUAUGCCUACUACACGUCUCUUGAUAAUUAUCCCGAGCGAGAUCUCCAGGCCAUCAGCCAAGCGGUUGCGCUUCAAUUCGGCCUUGUCCCCACAGAGCACCGCCGAGCCGUGGAAUCCGCGUUUCUCGACGACGUGGCCGACUGCCGCAUCAGGUCCGGUGAAAUUGGUUUGCGCUACCUCUUCAACACGCUCGACGACGUCGGCCGUCCGGACAUCGUGCUCGCGAUGGCGCGACAGGAAGAACAUCCGUCGUACAUGCGCUUCCUAAGGCGAGGAGAGACGACGCUGUUGGAAUUUUGGCAGGAUGAUUGCCGAAGCAAGUCUCAUGACAUGCUUGGGAGCAUUUAUGAGUGGUUCUAUGCAGCAGUUCUUGGGGUGAAGCCUCUUAGCAAUGCCUACAAGACCUUCAGCAUUGCGCCACCGUAUCGGUCCGAGUUUGGGUUCGUGGAGGGCACGGUUGAUUGCCCUUAUGGUAAGAUUGAAGUCAGGCUUGAGCGCCGAGAAGAUCAAGGGUACAGCCUGGGGCUGAGGAUUCCAACAAGUACGGUAGCGACGUUGCGAUUACCCGAUGAAACGAGCCGGGCGGAGAUCUCUCGGAACGGGAUAGCUAAAGGAACUGCGGAGGGAAUGGAUGUGGAGCUCAGACCUGGCAUGUACAUCGUAUCUAUACAUGCCCCUUGA
This is a messenger RNA of Coniosporium apollinis CBS 100218, 1722 nucleotides long. RefSeq lists its product as uncharacterized. The record is from RefSeq and is a predicted model, not a curated record. The annotation marks the transcript as partial. The transcript has a single exon. Lineage: Eukaryota; Fungi; Ascomycota; Dothideomycetes. Gene Ontology annotation, biological process: carbohydrate metabolic process.